Molecule: messenger RNA, 912 nt
Organism: Penicillium chermesinum
Lineage: Eukaryota; Fungi; Ascomycota; Eurotiomycetes; Eurotiales; Aspergillaceae
Product: CAP domain-containing protein
Exons: 2
Coding region: 1-912 (303 amino acids)
Cellular component (GO): extracellular region
Source: RefSeq, a predicted model, not a curated record
AUGCGCUCUACCAUUAUCCUCGCUGCUUUGGCAGCAAGCUGUGUUAGUGCCUAUGAGAAACGCGUCGUCGUGACCGACUGGUCGGAGGUCAUUGUCACCAAAACUGUGACUGCUCCCGCUGUUACCGAGACCCUCCCUCCCGUCCAGAAGCAACAGGUUGUUUACGAGACUGAGACCGAGGAUGUUGCCAACGGUGCUGCCAACGGUGCUGCCAUCCCCACUGAGCACACCGACCUGGCCAAGAAGUCAACCGUCGUUCCCGAAGCCACCACUGCUCCCGCUCCUGCUCCUCCCGCCGAAACUUCCUGGUGGUCGACUGCCUCAACCUGGGAAGUUACCUCUACUGCCCAGCCCGCACCAUCCACCCUCGCCACGUCCACCGCCACUGCCCCGGCUCAGCCUUCCGCUACCGGCGCCAACUCUUAUCAGCAGGCUGUUCUGUACAACCACAACAUUCACCGCAGCAACCACUCUGCUCCCUCUGUUGACUGGGACAAUAGCCUUGAGCAGAGCGCUCACGUCCUGGCCGCUCGCUGUGUCUACGAGCACGACACAUCCAUCAACGGUGGGAACUACGGCCAGAACAUUGGCUAUGGUACCUCGGCUGAAGAUGUUGGUGUGAUGAUCACGAACAUGAUGUACAACGACGAAAUUGGCUUCUUCCCCGAGCCUUACGGCGAGGCCUCCCCUAGCAUGUCCGAUUUCGACAAGUGGGGCCACUUCUCCCAGAUUGUCUGGAAGAGCACCACCCACGUCGGCUGCGCUACUGUUACCUGUAACAACCUGGGCAACGUCGACUCCAGUGAGCCCGUGCCAUUCACCGUCUGCAACUACUCCCCGGUGGGCAACGUUGCCACUGAAUACGGCGCCAAUGUCCUUAAGCCCAAUGGUGCCGCCACCUACACCGCAUAA